CAGUACCCGGGAUGGACGGUUGGUCGCUACACAAACUCUAGAAUGCUGUGGAUGUUACUGCUUGGAACAGCCAUCACAGCGAGAGCAGAAGAUGAGAAGUGGAGAUGCCCUGAUGUUACCAACGCCUCUUGCUCCUGCGACCUACCGCACACUCUCCGAUGCACAGCUUCCUACAAGACCUUUCCAGUCAUUGCCGACUGCCUUCGUAAAUUAGCUCCACCACUCUCCGUCUCCCUACUUGACUGCACAAUUCACGAUCUGGAAAUCAUAGAUGGUCCCAUGUUAAAGGGGGUAUCAUUGCACGGUCUUGUGGUAUCAUCUGGAGUUUUAAAAUCCAUUUCAACAGAUGCGUUCAAAAAAUUGAGCAAGCCACUGGAAGCAUUGGGAUUGCCGAACAAUCAGCUUAAAUCUGUGCCAACCCAGGCAUUGAAGCAUUUGAUCUCAUUGACGAGGCUAGACCUUUCACAUAAUAUUUUACACUCACUACAUGACCACUCCUUCAAGGGCUUAAAAUCAUUGGAAUAUCUUGACCUUAGCGGAAAUCACUUAGAAAACGUGAGUUCUUCCACAUUCGUCCAACUCCCGAGACUAAAAAUAUUGCGACUACAGUCUAAUGGAUUGACAAGCAGCAGUAUCACGAAACUGCGUGGGCUUCUUCAUUUAGAAAAGUUAGACCUUAGCACUAACGCAUUAAUGGGCCCCUUAAACUUUUCGUCGUUUCCAAGUCUUCCUAAUCUACAUGAUCUGAAUCUCGCCCAUAACCAGAUAAGCAGUGUUGCGAAAGAAGCUCUAAGCAGUCUGGAAUCAUUGAAGUCUCUCUCUUUGAAAUACAACAUGAUAGAUGUUCUUGAAGACAAUGCAUUCCGAGGUUUAUCUAUGCUAACCUCCUUGGACUUAGCCCACAACAGAAUGGUCGCUGUUUCUGAAGCUUCCUUGGCCCAUUUAACAAAACUGGAAUUUUUAGAUGUUUCGCACAACUUUUUAAGAGCUUUGACAUCAGAUCUUAUUUCCCCAUUAACCGAAUUGAAGGAGCUGAGGCUAGAUGAAAAUGACAUAUCAAUUAUUACCAAAGAUGCAUUAGAAUCAGCAAUAAAAUUGGAAAGAUUGACGCUAGCUGAGAAUCCUCUGAACUGCGAUUGCAAUCUAUCUCAGUUUGCUGAUUGGUUGCGUAAUUCGACACUCAGCAAAAGGGAUAAGAACACAGCAAUUUGUGCAACACCACCAACUUUAGAAAACGGUUUGGUUGAACAAAUUCCUCCUGAUAAACUUGUAUGUGGGUCACAAGAUGACAUACCGGUCAGCACUGGUCACCACCCGAUGCCAGUUUCUGGUUCCAGAGUGAUCUUGCAAGGAUACAACUAUGAUGGAAAGAUGAUGUAUCUAUUGUGGAAUAUUCAGACUGUAGGCUUUUAUCAAUGUCAGUCUCUUUACGUUUAUGAAGAGUUAGGUGCCCAUGAGUUACUUUUGGAGCAUAACGAUUUACAUUGUAACUCGACCACGUUAGCAGAUCCACACAGUCUUCCAAUAUCAUGGCAAACAAAUCAUUUACAGAAAGGACAUAAAUAUAGAUACUGUGUCGUUAUGGUUGAGGAAAAGGAUACUGAAUCUGCACUGAUAUUGGGCUGUAGUGAAGUGAUAACUUUAGUUGAGCACAUUGCACCACAAAUAACUUCACUAAAGGCGAACCUCACUUCAUCACUAACGAUGACAAUAAAAGCUCAAGUUUGGCCUCAUAAUGUUCCAUGCUCCAUUACAGUUCACAUCUCUGCUGUUUCGAAAUUCUUCAAGCAAGCCAAGCUCAAUUGUUCCUCUCUUAAGGUUAAUAUUCAAGAUCUUCCGAGUACAGGGCCUUAUAAAAUAUGUGCUUUGAUAUCUAAUUUAGCUCCUUAUUGUAUCUGGAUUCAUCCAAAUUACGUCGGAAACAUAGAUAAGGGAAAUCAUAAUUCAUUUUUACUAUUCCUCACUAUACUUAUAUUUAUAUUUAUAUUAUUAGCAUAUAUAUUAAUCCGUUGGCUCAAAAAUAUACUUAAACGUUCUAAGAUACAUGAACAAUGUUUCCUUCCAACCCCGCAAGACGAACAACAGCAUUCAAGAUACGUCAAAUUACAAGCAACCACUAAACUGUAAAGUUAUAACUGCUGUAAACUUUCCGCUUGUGGUGUUUUACUAUCCAACAUAAAGUCGACUAUAUGUGCCAGAGUGAGUGCUCAACGAACUCAGCUAAGAAGUAUCAUUCUUUGUUUUUUUUAACAACGAAAAAUAAUACUCAAAUUUUAAGUUUUAGGUCAUAUGUUUAUUUUUUAACGUACUAAAAGUCUAUGAAAUAAUAUUAAAAUGCAUAAAAUUUGUAAAAAAUAUUUUUCUCUAAACCCCAUCAUUAGAAUGUCAGAGAAUUUAUCUUAAUUUUCUUAACAUAAUAGGAUUACGAACGAAGUGAAAACUCUCAAUGAGUACGACUGUCAAUAUUUUAAAUCUAGGGGGGAAAUAAGCAGUUUUUCUUGGAUUCAUAAGGUUUUUAAACAAACCACUAAUGACGCUAGAAGUAUUGUUAUCUCUAAUGAAUACUAUUUUUUAUAUUAGACGUGCUAACAUGCUAAAAGUUACUAAAAUUUGUUAUAUAAGUAUGUUCAUCUAAAUAUGUAUGUAUAUUUAUAUAAAUUUUCAAAAUACAUAUAUAGGCAUAUUAGCAAAAAUAUCAAACUUUAAAUUGUGUUUUGUGUCUUUUAGACCCCUGUAAAUAUUGUAUAGUUUGUAUAAUUAAUAAUGUAAACUUUUGUAUAUAAUGUCAUUUGUAAAUAAUGUACAGCAUACUAUAUACUAAAUAUAUUUAUUGUCAUAUAAAAUACAUACAUGAUGGUUACUUU
This is a messenger RNA of Nezara viridula (southern green stink bug), 2864 nucleotides long. The record is from the annotation of a GenBank genome assembly. Lineage: Eukaryota; Metazoa; Arthropoda; Insecta; Hemiptera; Pentatomidae.